Molecule: messenger RNA, 1896 nt
Organism: Amborella trichopoda
Lineage: Eukaryota; Viridiplantae; Streptophyta; Magnoliopsida; Amborellales; Amborellaceae
Product: phosphoethanolamine N-methyltransferase 2
Biological process (GO): phosphatidylcholine biosynthetic process
Molecular function (GO): phosphoethanolamine N-methyltransferase activity
Source: RefSeq, a predicted model, not a curated record
UGUGUCUCCUGGUGCAUAGGAAGUUAAAGAGAGAGAGAGAGUUUUGUGUUGUAUCCUGUGGAUAGGGAUCGCAGGGGAAGGAGGAAGAUGAGCAAUGCAACAGAGGGGAAAAAGUGAGGACCGCAGAUCAAGGACAUUCUCUAGAUCUCGCCUCGCCAUUCAAGGCUCUUCGUAGCUAACCCCCUUCCCUCCUUCUUCUUCUCUAUCCUCCUCUCUGCUCUGCGUUUAGCAUUUCUCUCUCUAUCAAUCUAUUAAGUCAUGGCCGCCCAAGGAGAAAGGGAGAUCCAGAAGAGUUACUGGAUUGAACACUCUUCUGAUUUGACCGUCGAAGCUAUGAUGCUUGAUAGCAAAGCAGCUGAGCUCGACAAGGAAGAACGACCUGAGGUAUUAUCACUUCUCCCACCUUUCAAGGGUAAAAAUGUUCUUGAGCUAGGAGCAGGUAUUGGUCGCUUCACGGGCGAAUUGGCAAAGGAAGCUGGUCAUGUUACGGCACUGGACUUCAUCAAAAGUGUGAUAAAGAAGAAUGAAAAAAUCAAUGGUCAUUAUAAGAACAUCAAAUUUGUAUGUGCUGAUGUAACAUCUCCAGAGCUGCAGUUUGCUCCAGAAUCAGUGGAUUUGUUAUUUUCGAACUGGCUCUUGAUGUAUCUAUCAGACGCUGAGGUUGAAGACCUUGCAAAAAGGAUUCUCCAGUGGGUGAAAGUUGGUGGAUAUAUUUUUUUCAGAGAGUCUUGCUUUCAUCAAUCUGGUGAUUGCAAACGAAGAAACAAUCCCACACACUAUCGAGAGCCUAGAUUCUACACAAAGGUUUUCAAGGAAUGUCAUCUGAAUGAUGGCAAUGGAAAUUCCUUUGAGCUCUCACUUACUGGUUGCAAAUGUAUUGGAGCCUAUGUGCGCAACAAAAAGGACCAAAAUCAGAUCUGUUGGAUUUGGCAAAAGGUCAUUUCGACUGUUGAUAAGGGCUUUCAGCAUUUCUUAGACAAUGUGCAGUAUAACUGCAGUGGAAUAUUACGUUAUGAACGUGUGUUCGGAGAAGGUUUUGUUAGCACUGGAGGAAUAGAAACGACUAAAGACUUCGUUUCAAAGUUGGAACUUAAGCCUGGCCAGAAGGUUCUUGACGUCGGCUGUGGCAUAGGUGGAGGGGACUUUUACAUGGCAGAAAAAUAUGACGUUGAGGUGGUGGGCAUUGACCUGUCCAUCAACAUGAUCUCCUUUGCUAUAGAGAGAGCCAUAGGAAGGAAAUGUGCGGUUGAAUUUGAGGUUGCCGAUUGCACCAAGAAGACUUAUCCUGAUAACACAUUUGAUGUGAUGUACAGUCGUGACACGAUCCUCCAUAUCCAGGAUAAACCUUCACUAUUUCGAACCUUCUUCAAGUGGUUGAAGCCAGGAGGCAAGGUUCUGAUCAGCGAUUACUGCAAGAGAAGUGGACCUCCUUCACCGGAAUUUGCAGAGUAUAUAAAGCAGCGAGGGUAUGAUCUGCACGAUGUGGAGGCUUAUGGUCAGAUGCUAAGGGAUGCUGGCUUUCAUGAUGUCACAGCCGAGGAUCGUACUGAUCAGUUCUUGAAGGUGUUACAGAAGGAACUGGAUGCUGUUGAGAAGGAUAAGGAUUCUUUCAUUGGAGAUUUCUCAGAGGAGGACUAUUUCGACAUUGUUAAUGGUUGGAAAGCAAAGCUGAAGAGGAGUUCCGGUGGAGAACAGCGAUGGGGGCUCUUCUUUGCCCAAAAGAAAUGAAUGCUUUAUGCUUUCAGAGUCUCAGAAGAUUUGGAUUUUAAGAUUUGAAUUAACUUAUAGCUGAAACUGCAAUGUUAAUGCUUAUUAGUUUGUAGGCCAUGUUGGAUAGAUGCCUGUUGUGUCGUUUUAACUUUAUCAGAACAGUGGGUUAAUGCUGCUUUUUAUACU